Molecule: messenger RNA, 1138 nt
Organism: Leopardus geoffroyi (Geoffroy's cat)
Lineage: Eukaryota; Metazoa; Chordata; Mammalia; Carnivora; Felidae
Gene: UBE2M
Product: ubiquitin conjugating enzyme E2 M
Exons: 6
Coding region: 211-762 (183 amino acids)
Source: RefSeq, a predicted model, not a curated record
GCCAGGCCGGAGCCGGACUACGGGAGCCGACGCGGGCCGCGCGGUGGGCGCGGAGCGGCGCGGCAGGCCGGGCGGGCGGCGGCGGCGGCAGCAGCAGCGGAGGAGGCCGCGGCGGCGGGUUCGAGUGGCGGAGGCGGCGCGGGUGGCGGCAGGGGGCCGGGUGGCCGGGGUCCCGGGCCCCGCAGCGGCGGCAGCGGCGGCGGCGGCAGGAUGAUCAAGCUGUUCUCGCUGAAGCAGCAGAAGAAGGAGGAGGAGUCGGCGGGCGGCACCAAGGGCAGCAGCAAGAAGGCGUCGGCUGCGCAGCUGCGGAUCCAGAAGGACAUAAACGAGCUGAACCUGCCCAAGACGUGUGACAUCAGUUUCUCAGAUCCAGACGAUCUCCUCAACUUCAAACUGGUUAUUUGUCCUGAUGAGGGUUUCUACAAGAGUGGGAAGUUUGUGUUCAGUUUUAAGGUGGGCCAGGGUUACCCACAUGACCCCCCCAAGGUGAAGUGUGAGACAAUGGUCUAUCACCCCAACAUUGACCUCGAGGGCAACGUCUGCCUCAACAUCCUCAGAGAGGACUGGAAACCAGUCCUUACGAUAAACUCCAUAAUUUAUGGCCUGCAGUAUCUCUUCUUGGAGCCCAACCCUGAAGACCCACUGAACAAGGAGGCCGCCGAGGUCCUGCAGAACAACCGGCGGCUGUUUGAGCAGAAUGUGCAGCGCUCCAUGCGAGGUGGCUAUAUCGGCUCCACCUACUUUGAGCGCUGCCUGAAAUAGGGCUGGCGCCCGCCCACCCCUGCCAGGGCCACCAGCCCCGGCGUCCCCUGCAAAUAUUUAUUGGGGGCCACAGGUGGGGGGCAUGGGGUGGCUGGUGGGGAAAUCCCAUGCCCUGGCCUUGCCUCCCCUCCUUGCCACCCGCUCCUAGUUAUUUUUUUUUUUAACCACCAUGUGAUUAAGGUCGGCGCUGCCUCCCCCCGACCCACUCAGCGAUGGGAAAUGAAUUGGCUUGUCUAGCCCCCAGCUGGGUGCUGUCCAGCCCCCCACUCUGGGCUCUGGGGUGGGUGGCCAAGGGGACCGGGUGGCUGGGGCUUGGGAACCCCACCCCUCCACCACUGGAGGUCCCACCAGGCUAUUAAAGGGGAAUGUUACUGCA